Messenger RNA from Aureobasidium namibiae CBS 147.97, 1251 nucleotides. RefSeq lists its product as uncharacterized. Lineage: Eukaryota; Fungi; Ascomycota; Dothideomycetes; Dothideales; Saccotheciaceae. Bases 1 to 1251 code for a protein of 416 amino acids. The transcript is spliced from 2 exons. The record is from RefSeq and is a predicted model, not a curated record. Gene Ontology annotation, molecular function: protein binding.
AUGGACCAGUCUCUCAACGUCUUGGAGCUUCCUACUGAAGUCUUGAGUCGCAUUUGCGACGAAACCGAGGACUCCGAUCUUUCCAACCUGCGUCUCGUUUGCAAGCGGUUCUACGAUGUCUCCACUCCACGCUUCGCUGUCGUUAACUUUACGAAGACGGUCCACGUUGUUUCACCAUACAGCAUCGAUACGCUCGUAAACAUCAUGGAACAUCCUGUGUUCGGUGAUUACGUACACCACGUUGCUAUCUGCAGCGCCAGGCGCACCCAGCAACCUGCCACAGCCUAUGAGUUGCCAGCCGCCAUUAUCAACCAUAACUCAUGUCUCAGUUCCUACGUGGAUCGAUUUGGCAUGAACAACUACUCUCCCAGUCUUGUAGCGCCGAUGAGAUGCUGCGGAUGGACGAUCUUUUCUGAAUCGCUCUCGACCUUCGUCACCUGCCGGACAGCGGAGACCCUUGAAGAGACUAUCUACGCAGCUCGACGUGUAAGAUGUCCCGUCAGAUGCUUGGAGAUCACCUAUCUCAAUAUCAGAUUCCACAGUCCGAUCAUGUACGAGGAGCUUGAUGCAGCUAUGCACGGGAUCUUGAGAUCCAGUCUUAUGCCUUUCAAUAUCAAUCUGGGCGGUGAAGACAUACCGCAGAUGUCAUACAGUCACGUUUCACAACAACUGAACUUUCGCUGGUUUACCGACGGACGCAACAGUAUGUCCGGGUAUGGUGCGCGUGCAUUAUACACGUGGCUGCAGACCCAGAAGGUGACCAAAUUCAGCCUUACCAACAGUUGCGACCUUCGGACUCCCACCUUUCGACCCAUGUUCUCUCUCCACCUGAGGCAUCUGAACAUCGACAAUGCAUCUGUGUACGCACCAACCUUCGAUCAAAACCUUUGGAGCGUCCUCAUCGAAUCCAUCUCGAAUUCAUUUGGCCUGGAGUACUGUCGACUAAGCAACCUGACCUAUCGCAUCGAUCUCACUUCAAGUGAUGAAGUCGAUCACACUGGUUAUUUCGUACAGUACUUGGUACUCCCCGGUCAUGGAGAAUACGUAUGGACUUGCAGACUUGCAGAGUUCAGGCUGCUUCUCCCCGGUGGAGCCACCAGCGUUGAGUUGGAUGGUCCUGAGAUCUGCGAAAGACUUCUUGAUCUGAGCCACUACGUGAGGGCAGCAGAGAACAGCAAGUGUCAACGGAUCGUCAGCGAUGGAGCCGUCAAAGACGACAUCGUGGGAGUUCAGCGUCAAGAUCAGAAGUAA